Molecule: messenger RNA, 2562 nt
Organism: Setaria italica (foxtail millet)
Lineage: Eukaryota; Viridiplantae; Streptophyta; Magnoliopsida; Poales; Poaceae
Product: urea-proton symporter DUR3
Exons: 5
Coding region: 201-2396 (731 amino acids)
Biological process (GO): urea transmembrane transport
Cellular component (GO): plasma membrane
Molecular function (GO): urea transmembrane transporter activity
Source: RefSeq, a predicted model, not a curated record
UCAAUCGAGUCAAAGAUUCUCGCAACUGGGGAGUUGUUUGGCGAGUACUCGUGACAGCGAUCGCGCGCGCGGCCGUUGGCCCUUAUAUUCGUCGAUUCUUCCGUCGCGGCACCGUCGUCCGCUUCACUUCGACCCUCCCGCGCCGCCGCCGCCGCCGUCUUCCUCCUUUUUCGCCGAGUUCCUGAUCGAGAUCGACGACGAUGGCUGGCGGCGCCGGCGCGUGCCCUCCGCCGGGGCUGGGUUUCGGCGGGGAGUACUACUCGGUGGUGGACGGCGUGUGCAGCCGCGACGGCAGCUUCUUCGGCGGGAAGCCGAUUCUGUCGGAGGCCGUCGGGUACGCCGUCGUCCUCGGCUUCGGCGCCUUCUUCGCGCUCUUCACCUCCUUCCUGGUUUGGCUAGAGAAGCGGUAUGUUGGGUCGCAGCACACCUCGGAAUGGUUCAACACGGCUGGCCGGAGUGUCAAGACCGGCCUCAUCGCCAGCGUCAUCGUCUCCCAGUGGACAUGGGCAGCGACGAUCCUGCAGAGCUCGAACGUGGCGUGGCAGUACGGCGUGAGCGGCCCGUUCUGGUACGCGAGCGGCGCCACCAUCCAGGUGCUACUGUUCGGCGUCAUGGCAAUCGAGAUCAAGCGCAAGGCACCCAACGCGCACACGGUCUGCGAGAUCGUGCGCGCCCGGUGGGGCGGCGCGGCGCACGCCGUGUUCCUGGUGUUCUGCCUCACCACCAACGUCAUCGUCACGGCCAUGCUGCUGCUGGGCGGCUCUGCAGUGGCCAACGCGCUCACGGGCAUCAACGUCUACGCCGCCAGCUUCCUCAUCCCGCUCGGCGUCGUCGUGUACACGCUCGCGGGCGGGCUCAAGGCUACCUUCCUCGCCAGCUACAUCCACUCCGUCGUCGUCCACGUCGUCCUCGUCAUCUUCGUCUUCCUCGUGUACACCUCCAGCAACAGCCUUGGCAGCCCGAAGGUGGUGCACGAUCACCUCACGGCCGUGGCCAGCGCGGCGCGGGACUGCUCCGCACCGCUCUCGCACUCUGACCAGGCAUGCGGCCCUGUCCAUGGAAACUUCAAAGGAUCCUACCUCACCAUGCUCAGCUCCGGGGGUCUCGUCUUCGGCAUCAUCAACAUCGUUGGUAAUUUCGGCACGGUCUUCGUCGACAAUGGUUACUGGAUGAGCGCAAUCGCGGCCCGGCCAUCGUCGACGCACAAGGGAUACCUGCUGGGCGGGCUGGUGUGGUUCGCGGUGCCCUUCUCGCUGGCCACCUCGCUUGGCCUCGGCGCGCUCGCCCUCGACCUCCCCAUCACGGCAGGCGAGGCGGCCAAGGGUCUCGUCCCACCCGCCACCGCCACUGCGCUCAUGGGCAAGUCCGGCUCCGUCCUCCUCCUCACCAUGCUCUUCAUGGCCGUCACCUCGGCGGGCUCGGCUGAGCUGGUGGCUGUCUCCUCCCUCUGCACCUACGACAUCUACAGGACGUACAUCAACCCGGACGCGACCGGCAAGCAGAUUCUCCGUGUUUCCAGGGCAGUCAUCCUUGCAUUCGGCUGCCUCAUGGGCGUCCUUGCCGUCAUCCUCAACCUCGUCGGCGUCUCCCUGGGAUGGAUGUACCUGGCCAUGGGCAUCAUCAUAGGCUCCGCCGUCAUCCCCAUCGCGCUGCUGCUGCUCUGGAGCAAGGCCAACGCCAUCGGGGCCAUCCUUGGCAGCAUCAGCGGCUGCGUCCUCGGCGUCAUCGUCUGGCUCACGGUCGCCAAAGUCCAGUACGGGCGCGUGGACCUGGACAGCACCGGGCGGAACGCGCCCAUGCUGGCGGGCAACCUGGUGUCCAUCCUGUUGGGCGGGGCGGUGCACGCGGCGUGCAGCCUGGCGUGGCCGCAGAACUACGACUGGGAGAGCAGCAGGCAGAUCACCACGGUGGAGAGCGUCGCCGCCGACGGCGAGUUGGCGGAGGAGCUCAAGGAGGAGCGGCUGGUGCACGCGAAGCGGUGGAUCGUCAAGUGGGGCGUGGCGCUCACGGCCGUGAUCGUGGUUCUGUGGCCCGUGCUGUCACUGCCGGCGGGGAAGUACAGCGCGAGCUACUUCACGCUGUGGGCGGCGAUCGCGAUCGCGUGGGGCACGGUCGGGUCGGCGGUGAUCAUCUUCCUGCCGCUGGUGGAGAGCUGGGUCACCAUCUGCAAGGUGUGCGAGGGCAUGUUCACCAACGACGCCGUCUACGAGCGCCUCGACGACAUGAACCUGCGCCUCAAGGCUAUCAUGGGGGCCAUGCCCGAGGCGGAGGAGCGUUACCAGGAGAUGCAGAAGGAGAAGGGCAUUGGCGCCAUGGAGAUGGUGCAUCAUCCGGCAUCCGGCACCCACCCGUCCACGGUAGCCAAUGAUGACGGAGACGAUCUUUCGCAUGCUUAAAUCAAAUACUAGCACUAUCCUUUCCGUAUCGAUGAUUCAUAGAUUCAGUAUCCGGCUAGCAGCAGCUAGUCUUAUGUAUCUCCUGCGUCGUGUUUGUACAGUCAAUAAAUUGUGUACUGAACAUCGAUAAUCUCGAUCGGUUUGCUUGUAGAUUGUACUUCCAGUA